Messenger RNA from Punica granatum (pomegranate), 2532 nucleotides. The record is from RefSeq and is a predicted model, not a curated record. NCBI's taxonomy places the organism in Eukaryota, Viridiplantae, Streptophyta, Magnoliopsida, Myrtales, Lythraceae.
UCAGCUGUCUGCGACCAUUUCAAAGCGAGCUUCUCGCAAAUCCGCACCCAAUACACAGAGAGAGAGAGAGAGAGAUGACGAUGGCGAUGAUGACAGGGAUGAGCAUUGUUGGUGUCGGGCUUGGUCAUGGUCAUGGUGGUGGAGGAGGAGGAGGAGGAGGUGGUGGUGGCGAUGGUGUCGCUGUUAGUAGUAGUAGUGCUGGUGUUAUAGGCGCAUGUGUAGCUGUCCUCCUCAUGCUCUUCUUCAUCCUCCUCCUCCUCUUCCUCGCCUGCAAGCCAUGGCGCUUCCUCUCCCCCUUCCGCUCCUCCCUCACCCACCACCACCGCAACUCCCUCAAGGCUGAAGAUCUAGAGAGACCCCUUGUCCCAGAUCGUGCAGAUUUGGUCCAGGAACAAGGAAAUGAAUCUGCUAGAAAUUAUGAAUUCGAAGGGUUGCGUCUUCAAGCUGAAGAGUAUCUCAGCUCCCCUCGAUUGGAGGGACUUGUUCAUAAACAAAGGGUUCCCUCUUUAUCGUCACAUGUUAACCAAGGUGAUAGCGUCGUCCUGGAUGUUGUUCCUGAUAUACCAGAAGAUGCUUACCUUGGUCAGACCCUUAAGCGUCCGUAUGUGAUAAACCGCUCAAUUGAAGAGCGAAAACGUAGUAGAAUUGAAGAUCUAACCCCCAGUGUGGGCUCUGAUGGCAGUGGACUUCAAGCUUCUUCGCAGAAGGAUAUUGGAGAUCAAAGAAGCUGUCUUACUCUGGAGGUUGUAUCUGGUCCUUCUCAAGGGAUGUCUUGUUCAAUAAGAUCGAGUGAUACUAAAAGGCUUCCACUGACCCUUGGAAGAGUGCCUCCAAGUGAUUUGCAGCUGAAGGAUUCAGAGGUUUCAGGAAAGCAUGCAAUGAUCAACUGGAAUUUAAAUAAGCUUAAAUGGGAGCUGCUCGACAUGGGUAGCUUAAAUGGCACUCUCUUAAAUGCUCAACCAAUCAACCAUCCUGAUUCUAGUAUUAGACACUGGGGUGAUCCGAUGGAACUUGCCGAUGGUGAUAUAAUAACCCUUGGGACAACAUCUAAUGUUUCUGUCCAAAUUACAUCUCAGACAGAGGACAACAUUCCUUUUGGAGUUGGUAUGGCAUCUGAUCCCAUGGCUCUGCGUCGUGGAGGUAAGAAGCUUGCUAUGGAGGAUGUCUGCUAUUACCAGUGGCCUCUCCCAGGACUUGAUCAGUUUGGGGUUUUCGGAAUUUGUGAUGGACAUGGUGGAGCUGCGGCUGCGAAAUCUGCUAGCAAGAUUAUUCCUGAGAUGAUUGCUAGUUUGCUGUCGGAUUCACUAAACCGAGAGAAGGUGUUGUCUCUAUGUGAUGCUUCACAUAUCCUUCGGGAUGCAUUUUACAGAGCUGAGGCAUGCAUGGAUCACUACUAUGAGGGUUGUACAGCAACAGUCCUGCUCAUAUGGGCUGAUGGUAAUGGAAAUUUUUUCGCUCAGUGUGCAAAUAUUGGAGAUUCUGCAUGUAUAGUGAACAUUGAUGAGAAGCUGAUUAAGAUGACGGAAGACCACAGAAUUGUUAGCCAAUCUGAGAGACUUCGGAUAAGAGAAAUGGGAGAACCAUUAAGAGAGGGAGAAACACGUCUCUGUGGUUUGAAUCUUGCUCGGAUGCUCGGAGACAAAUUCAUUAAGCAGCAGGAUAAACGAUUUUCUGCUGAGCCUUAUGUAAGCCAAGUUGUCCAUGUUGAUCGAGCAAGCAGAGCUUUCGCUCUAAUGGCCAGUGAUGGCUUAUGGGAUGUGAUCAGCCUUAAAAAAGCAACUCAGUUAGUCCUCCAGGCGAAGGAGAGACGCACUGCAAAUGGAGAAGACUUGGCAGAGAAGGUUGCCACAUUAUUGCUGAGCGAGGCCAGAAACUUGCGCACAAAGGACAACACUUCCAUAAUCUUCUUGGACUUCAGCACCACCUCUCCAUGUAAUGUCGAUUCUUAGCGGUUAGGUUACAAGGUUCGCGUUCUACAAUUAUAUGUUUAUUUCCUGCGAGCUCUUCUUUGGAGGAGCUCCCAUUUGUUGUAUCAUCCUGCUGAGGAGGGCUCGAUACUGCCGAGCAUAGUGAGGGUUGCUUGCUUCACAUCUGAUCCUCGGAGAUAGACAUGGGAUGCCCUAGUUUGGCAGAAGAUGGAGUUCUGGUUUUGUUGGAGUUUUCGUUUUCGCCUGCCUCUUUGAGAGAUAAAUGCUGAUACCAAGAGGCAACCGAGCAGUCUGUCCCAAGAAACUUGAGUUUUUGCGGAUUUCACCAUUUUUUCGUGCUGAGAAGAAGAAAGACGGACGAGCCUGCGGGAGCACCAUAGAUAGGGAAUUUUACCUCAGUAGCGCCAUGGAAAAUAUAGAUACAUAUAUGGAGGAGAGUCUAUUUCUUUUUCAUACCCCCUUCUUUUUUUUCGAUUUCUUGUAAAAUUAGGAAGGAUAUGGAAGAAUUUUACCUCUCACAAUCGAUGUCUUGUAUAUAUUCAAAAUAUUUUAGAUCAUAUUCACCCAAAAAUAUUUUAGAUUCUAGAGAUAUUUUUUUUCGAUA